GCGAACCGCCACGUGUCAAUCGCCCCCAUUCAUGGUUUCCCCUUAUUUAGGCAAACAAACCGUUGGGUUCUUCUUGUGCUGCUGCUGCGGCUCAGUUGUGGUGGAGAUGGAAGAAAGUCCGGAUGAGAUUGAGGUUUGUAAAAUCUUGCUUGACCUCGGAAACGUGUUUCGCGAAUCAGUGUGCAGAUGGGGCUGUAAGCGGAGGAGAUCUAGCGGCGGCGGCGGCGAGUUCUCGGCAAGGAACAUUGUAAAAGUCUUGAGUCCUGACACCCCACUCUCCUUCUGCCCCACCACUGAAUCUGAUGACAACAAACACUCUCAGAAAAGGAGUAGAGAGGAAUGGAAGAGGGAAAUAGAGGGAUUAACACACUGUAAAGAAAUGCUGAUCCAGCAAUUGGAGACUGCGAGAGUUCACUAUGAUACCCAGAGGCUUUACAAUCUCAAGUUGAAAGCAAUGAAGCAGGAGGAGAAGCGGCGGCGGCAGCAGUUAUUGACUUCUUCAUUCCACAAACAACAAGAGGCUUUUGUGAGGUUAAUUGGGCCAGCCAGAAGUGUAGCCCAACAGCUUCAAUAUCCAGUCAUUGUUGGCCACAAGGAUUGGUUCUCUGCGCAGGACUUUGCAAACAAGAGUAUGAAGAAGGCCAUGUAUGCUGAGGCACGGAGGAGCAGAAUGAACAAAUUGAAGAUUAGGGGAAGGAGGAGGCCAUAGUAUCAUGUUUCCUUCCACUUUUAAAUCCCUAGCUUUUUUAUUGUUUUCGUAGUUCGCUUCUCAAUUUGUAAAUCCUCAGUUUUGGUUUUCAAACACUUGAGUCAGUUCAUUAAUACCUGUACAAAAAAUGGCAUGAAAAUUUUGAGAAUGCUAAUCUCAUUGUCAUCGGUCUUUUUUAGAAUGAUUUUCUCAUAUACGAGAAUUUCUUUUUUCAUUUUUC
Messenger RNA from Cuscuta epithymum, 929 nucleotides. NCBI's taxonomy places the organism in Eukaryota, Viridiplantae, Streptophyta, Magnoliopsida, Solanales, Convolvulaceae. The record is from the annotation of a GenBank genome assembly.